UUUUGUCUUCGUGGGAACUUCAAACGCAAACCGAACGACGGUUAAGCCAAACCAAACGCAAAGGCUUGGUUGCUGGGUGCGUGUGUUUAUAUCAGAAUCACACUCGUUGAAACAAAGCGUAAUACUCACUCACACACUGUCUCCAACAAUAGUCACCACCAACAAAACGACAUCACUCUGAUUGUGAUCCCCUGUCUCUUUAACGUGAAAAAUGCUGCAAACGGUUCCGCCCAGAGAAGCCAUCCACGGCGGCUUCGGUGGACGGACGGUGGUGGUCGGAAUUAAGAUGGACUCUCCCAGCAAAGAAUUGCUCACGUGGGCUUUGGUCAAAGUUGCUCACCCUGGUGAUACCGUCGUUGCUCUGCAUGUGCUUGGGAACAAUGAUAUUGUUAAUGGAGAUGGAAAAUCGUCUCUGCUUUCGCUUGUCAAGGCAUUUGACUCUGUUCUUGCUGUCUAUGAAGGAUUCUGCAAUUUGAAGCAGGUUGACCUCAAGCUCAAAAUUUGCCGCGGUUCAUCAGCGAAGAAAAUUUUGGUUCGAGAAGCAAAUGGUUAUUCUGCAACUCAUAUUGUCGUUGGAACUGCUCAAGCCCUCCACAAAAUCCGGUCAUCUACCUUUGUAGCUAAGUACUGUGCUAAAAAGUUGUCCAAGGAUUGUUGUGUUCUUGCUGUUAACAAUGGAAAAGUUGUGUUCAAGCGUGACAACUCGCCACCAAAUGUUGCUGACUUACAAGGGAUUGAUCAUCAUCACAGAAAUGGUUUGCUUGCUUCAAUUCAUUGGACACUCAGUAAGAGUACUAAAGUACUAAGUGAGGAUAAUCCAGGGAUGGAUGCUUCUGAGAAAACUCGCCAAAUUUCGGAUCACAGUUUAGCUAAGUUUUUUCUGGAUUCUACAGACACUGUUAGAAAACAGAACUGCUCAAUUUGUGGCACAACCAUGGCAUUGCCAGACACUUCUUGCCACCAAUCUGCAGAAGGGUCUAAUGGUGAUGAGAGUAGAGAGAAUUCUUUGGCUAUAGUGCCUGUGCAAACCACUGUUGCAGCACAACCGGAAUUGAAACCAGGUUGGCCACUACUACACCGGAGAAUUUUAUCAGAUAGGCAAUCUGCUGAUAGAUCAUUGGUGCGCCAACAGAUCUCUGUGGUCCAGUGGGCAAUGAGGUUGCCCUGCAGAAAUAUUUCAUAUGUUGCAGAUCAUGAUAAAAAAUCUAACAUUUGUGAUCAAGGUCAAGAUCAACCUGCGGCUUUAGAUAGUGAAAGUGGUGCUCUUGUUCCCGUAGAUGCUGAAAUAGGGACUGCUUCUUCGCCUGAACGCAAUUCAAGAAGCAUUCCUAAAGAAUUGGAGGGCCUUCAUGAUAAAUACUCGUCAACUUGCAGAUUGUUUGAGUACCAAGAACUUGUAUCAGCAACAUCAAAUUUCUUGCCUGAAAAUUUGAUUGGGAAAGGAGGAAGUAGUCAGGUUUAUAGAGGCUGCCUUCCCGAUGGGAAGGAGCUUGCCGUCAAGAUCCUAAAACCUUCUGAUCAUUUAUUGAAGGAGUUUCUCUUGGAAAUAGAAAUUAUCACUACCUUGAAUCACAAAAACAUUAUUUCCCUCCUGGGAUUCUGCUUUGAGAACGGAAAUCUUCUUCUGGUCUAUGAUUUCUUAUCAAGAGGAAGCCUCGAAGAGAACCUUCAUGGGAAAAAGAAAAAUCCACUUGUGUUUGGUUGGAAUGAAAGAUAUAAGGUAGCAAAGGGUGUUGCUGAGGCUUUGGAUUAUUUGCAUUCUAAAGAUGAUCAGCCUGUGAUUCAUCGAGAUGUAAAAUCAUCAAAUGUGUUAUUAGCUGAGGAUUUUGAACCCCAGCUCUCUGAUUUUGGAUUGGCAAAAUGGGCAUCAACCUCGUCAUCACAUAUAACCUGUACAGAUGUUGCUGGAACCUUUGGUUACUUGGCUCCUGAAUACUUCAUGUAUGGCAAAGUAAAUGAUAAAAUUGACGUCUAUGCAUUUGGUGUCGUGCUCCUUGAGCUUCUUUCAGGGAGAAAGCCCAUAAAUGGUGAUUGUCCAAAGGGUCAAGAGAGUCUCAUUAUGUGGGCAAGUCCAAUUCUAAAUAGUGGAAAAGUGUUACAAUUGUUGGAUCCUAGUUUGGGUGAUAACUAUGAUCAUGAGGAGAUGGAAAAGAUGGUCUUGGCAGCCAGUCUUUGUAUCAGACGUGCUCCAAGAGCUAGGCCUCAAAUGAGCCUUAUCUCAAAGCUCCUUCAAGGUGAUGCCGAUGCAAUCAAGUGGGCAAGGUUAGAGGUUAAUGCUUUGGAAGCACAAGAAAUGCUUGAUGACGAAGCGUGUCCACCUAGUAAUCUACAGUCACAUCUUAAUCUUGCACUGCUUGAUGUGGAGGAUGACUCACUCUCCAUGUGCAGUGUUGAACAAGGCAUCUCAUUGGAGGACUACUUGAGAAGCAGGUGGAGCCGCACAUCGAGCUUUGACUGAGGAAACAACUAGCACAUUACUAGUAGAAGCUCUAUCCUCUUAUCUUAAUGCUUUUGUAGAUAAAGUGUUUUUGUGCCUUUUCUUCCAUUAACGUUGGCAUCUUCCGCGGGUUUUAUUAAACAAAUCUAGGAUGAGAGGUUGUUUGUGUGUGCCCUCCUCCUUUCCUUAAUAAUGAGGAAGCAACGCCUUAUAAUUUGUUUGGCGAGUUCCCCCUUUUUCAUUCUACUUGAAUUUGUGUCUUUCUUUUUUUUUUUUUUGGUCCUUGAUCUCAAUUCGAUCGAGGUUUGAAAUGUGUAAUGUAAAAUGAUGAACAUGUUGUACCUUAGAGCAUAAGGAUCAUUACUGUACAUCCUACUAAGGCAUAGCAAUUUCGUCCAUUGGUUUUUUUCAUUUCAAUGUGCUUUGGCUCGAAUAUCUAUUACCUUUCAAGUCCUCACGUAUAAUCCGUUUCUUUCUGCUGCAGUAUACUUGUCGGGUUAUGCAAAUAUAUAUGCUUUAUGAAAAUCCCUUUUAGCUGAAACAUAUUAUUUGUUAUUGAUUUCGAUAUUCUUUUGUGCUGUCAUGGAAAAAAAUGCACAGGUUUGUUUUUUUGCUUGGCUUUAUCAUUAUGCGCAUAAUUUUACUUGGGAAUGCAGCAGAUUAUGAGAGUUUUGACAAAUGCGACCGUAUAGUAUAGGUAUCAAUUGUCGUAUUGGUGAAGAGUGGCAACGACUAUGAACAUGACACAGGAGAAUUUAUACCAUUAGUCAUUACUAAAAUUAGAGUUUUGCUCAGUCCUAAGGGUCCCAUCUUCACAAAAUUCUUGCAAGUCUAUCUUCCAUUCAGUCUCUCUACUAUGCCUGUGGGAAUUGUGUCAAUACUUUGCCCAAAUGUCUCUUUAUCAUACAGUGAGCUUGCCAAGUCCUAGUUUGUUUUUCCGGUUAAAAAAUCAAUUCUUAUAUUUUCUAAUUAAAAAAAUACAGCUUUUAGUAAAACGUUACGAUUAAAAAUAAUUUUAGUAUAUAUUUUAAUUAUAUUCAACGAUUUAAAAUUAUUUUUAUCAAAUUUAAUUUUACUCAAAGGAACUAUUUUCAUGAUAAAUUUCGAAGAUGGCAAAUGACAAAGUAAUUAAGAGGAGUUUUUAAUCAGAGUAAUUUCAUUUUGGGUACAUGGUGGCUCGGAUGAUCCUCGCUUAUCCAUUAGACAUUUUGUCCUUGUUAUCCAGAAGCAACAUGUGUCUGAGAUUAUGUUUUAACUUGUGUACGUGUGUAUGUAUGAUGAAGUGGGGGUACUCUUAACCCUAUCAAUAACCCACUCUCAAGGGUGUCUACUAAGUAAAAAAUUUGAAGGGGAUGAUGCCCUUUCACGCAAUGUUUAGUAGCACCCUAAUAAAAGAGAGAAAAAGGAAACUUAUAAAUAAAAUUGAUUUAAGUCCCCAUAGUAUGGAUAGAAUGUACUCAAUUGUUUAUUUCUUAUUAUAAACAAAUAACGUGCAUGGGUAAAAUUGGAAAAGUGGUAUCCAUAGAAGAAAAUUUU
Abrus precatorius (Indian licorice) is the source of this 3973-nucleotide messenger RNA. Its product is annotated as probable receptor-like serine/threonine-protein kinase At5g57670. The coding region runs from base 212 to 2458 and encodes 748 amino acids. Gene Ontology annotation, biological process: protein phosphorylation. The record is from RefSeq and is a predicted model, not a curated record. Gene Ontology annotation, molecular function: protein kinase activity; ATP binding. Lineage: Eukaryota; Viridiplantae; Streptophyta; Magnoliopsida; Fabales; Fabaceae. The transcript is spliced from 10 exons.